AUGGCAGCAUCAAUUGCCCGCGUAGCCUUGAUAACGGGUGCAGCCCAGGGGAUUGGAAGAGCCACCGCCAACAAGCUCGCCAGCCGGGGUUGCUCGAUAGUCAUUGCAGAUUUCAACGAGGAUAAGGGUCAACAAGCAGCAAAAGAUGUGGCCCAGCAAUGGGGUGUGCAAACCAAGUUUGUCAAGGUCGAUGUAACACAGGAGCAGCAAGUCAAGGACAUGAUCUCGCAAGCAACGAAAUUGACUGGUCGUGUCGACUACGCCGCUAACUGUGCCGGCAUAUGCGAGUCUGUGUGGGACAAUGAGGUCGAUAUCUCUGUUGAGCUCUUCGACAAAACCCAUGCCAUCAAUACGAAGGGACUAUGGCUCUGCCAGAAGCAUCAAGCACUACAGAUGAAGACGCAAGAGCCAAGGCCGAUCUCGUUUUCGCCUCCUUCGUCUCACCAAAUUCCAGGUCAGAGAGGAGCCAUCGCCAACGUAUGCUCGAUCUCUGGUCUCCAUGCAGCUGGACUCGCUGCGUAUACGCCCAGCAAGUGGGCUGCGAUUGGAGUGACCAAGACUGGAGCAAAGUUCUACGGACCCGACGGCAUCCGCAUCAACGGCCUAUGUCCCGGUUGGACAUUGACUGAAAUGGUGCAGGGAAGCAUGGGACGUGAGGGCACUGUGGGUACGAAGGAAUACGCCGAAUCGCCUACCGCCAAGCGAAUCAGUCUUCGCCGGAUGGCGUUUCCGGAGGAGCAGGCCAACGCACUCAGCUUUCUGUUGAGCGACGAGAGCAGCUAUAUGCACGGUCAGAGCCUUGUCAUAGAUGGUGGCUUCUAUGGGAUCCGCUAA
Messenger RNA from Cyphellophora europaea CBS 101466, 834 nucleotides. RefSeq lists its product as uncharacterized. NCBI's taxonomy places the organism in Eukaryota, Fungi, Ascomycota, Eurotiomycetes, Chaetothyriales, Cyphellophoraceae. The transcript has 2 exons. Bases 1 to 834 code for a protein of 277 amino acids. The record is from RefSeq and is a predicted model, not a curated record. Gene Ontology annotation, molecular function: oxidoreductase activity, acting on the CH-OH group of donors, NAD or NADP as acceptor.